ACCGACUAUUGAUGAACUCUACAAAUUUGCUAGGGAUUUUUCAGCAAAUGUUUACAACAUUAAUAAUGAUCUUCAAUCACUUCCGUUGGAAUAUUAUCUUGACCUAGUAUCUAAAAAAAUUUCUGGAAUUGAUAAAGCACAGCUUGACGAUGUAGAUAAUUUUCUUCUCAAUCCUCCUUGUAAACUCUAUUUAAAACUUUUAACACUUAUUUCGCCACCUAAACAUAAAAUGGUCAACUCUUUUUCAUUAUACCGCCAAAAUUAUGUUGCAAAACAUGGGUUUAAUAAAAAUCAGAAAACUACUUCAACUAUUUCAAUGGAAGCUAAUUUUUCCUGGAGGAAUGAAUCGGAUGAAAACAAUUUGGAAGUUGUACAGUCUGAAAUUAUCAAUGACGUUGGGAAUCCAAAAUCAGGAUAUAGGUUUGAUGGUAAUGAAAUAGGAAAAAAUUUUUCAGAAAAACAUAAAAAUCAUUCGAAAGCACCACCAAUUGGAUUAAAUAAUUUAUCAAAUGAGUUACUUGAAACAUUAAAAAUAAUAGAUAAUUGCAUUGAUUGUAAAACAAGGCUGUUAAAUGAUAAUGAAAUUAUAACGUCACUUAACGAAUUAAUGGAUGGAUUAAAAAAUAGUUUAAAAACAAAUAUCAGAAAAAAAGCAAUCAAUGAAUUAUGCAAAGAAAUAUUUAUAUUAGAUAAUCAAUUAAAUGAAACAUUAUUAUUAUGUAAAGAAAGAGAAGUUGAAGUGGCAGAAAAUAAACGCUUGGCAAUUAUUACUUCAGAAAAAAUUUUGUCAGAUGAAAAAGGUUAUAAACCGAAUCAUUCACCAAGCAUAACCAUUGAACAAGCAUCAUCUGACUCAAAUGAACGAGAUAGUAAAAUUUAUGGCUUAACUUAUGAAUUUGGUAUUUAA
Molecule: messenger RNA, 907 nt
Organism: Entrophospora candida
Lineage: Eukaryota; Fungi; Glomeromycota; Glomeromycetes; Entrophosporales; Entrophosporaceae
Source: the annotation of a GenBank genome assembly